AUCACUCAUAAGGUCAGCUUUUACCCAAUAAAAAAGUUUGAAAAAAAUGAAAUCCAAACAAAACAUCUCUCUAUAGUCUUUUGCUAUUACUUUUCUUCUUCAUCUGCCACAAAUCCAAACCCAUCAAACGGUUUGAAAGCUCUCUCUGUCACCAUGGAAGAAGACUACAGCAGAUCAAGGUCUUCGUACGGCGGCGGAGGGAAUAAUAUGCAGGUGGUAAACUACUAUGGUCGCCCAACGAGGCCGCCACCCACCACUUCCUCCUAUGAGCUGAGGAGCUACAGUGCUUCAUAUGCACAAACCCAGAUGGCUAAUCAUAAUUAUAACUACAACAACAGGGAGCUGAAAAAAGGGAAAAGCAUUUCUGGGUCGUCUUCCAGUUGGGGGAUCCUGGCUGAUCCGGAGUUGCAGAGGAAGAAGAGGGUUGCGAGCUACAAGAUGUAUUCUGUGGAGGGGAAGAUGAAGGGCUCGUUCAGGAAAAGCUUCAGGUGGCUUAAAGAUAAGUACACCCAAGUGCUUUAUGGCUGGUGGUGAUUAAUAAGUGCUUUUUUUUGUGGGUAAUAUUUAGCUUUUGUUCUAUUUCUAAGUCUUGAAUUGAGUUUAUGGUUGUGAUCGUAUAAAAAAAAAACAUGAUUUGGGUUUGGUGCAAGUUAAUAUACGGGACUGAAUCGUAAAUUGGAUGGUCUUGUUUCUGGUUUUGAAUCAAUUUGUCACCUUUUAUAAAUAUCCGUACUGUUCUCGUUAAAAGUUAAACGCUUUGAGGUACGCUGAGCGUACUUUGUGGACUACUUGUUUGGAGAUAUUGAUAUUUAUCACCUUCAAAUUGGUUCAGGAGUUUGAUUCUC
Molecule: messenger RNA, 845 nt
Organism: Malus domestica (apple)
Lineage: Eukaryota; Viridiplantae; Streptophyta; Magnoliopsida; Rosales; Rosaceae
Source: RefSeq, a predicted model, not a curated record